Molecule: messenger RNA, 6176 nt
Organism: Amblyraja radiata (thorny skate)
Lineage: Eukaryota; Metazoa; Chordata; Chondrichthyes; Rajiformes; Rajidae
Gene: myo16
Product: myosin XVI
Exons: 32
Coding region: 31-5382 (1783 amino acids)
Biological process (GO): neuron projection morphogenesis; negative regulation of G1/S transition of mitotic cell cycle; phosphatidylinositol 3-kinase/protein kinase B signal transduction
Cellular component (GO): perinuclear region of cytoplasm; nucleoplasm; myosin complex
Molecular function (GO): actin filament binding; protein phosphatase binding; ATP binding
Source: RefSeq, a predicted model, not a curated record
CAGCUCUGCAAUGCUUUCCGAACACAAGAUAUGGAGAUCGAUCAAUGUUUACUGGAGUCACUUCCUUCAGGACGGAGGCAGCAGCUGGUGAAACGUAUGCGAUGUGAACAAGUAAAGGCUUAUUACGAGCGGGAAAAGCUCCAGCAACAGACUGGAUUCAAACACAAACAAGCAAAGAAGAGAAAUGUCCACUUUAGGUCCACAGACAUGAUAAAGGAGGCCAUUGUAAGACAUGAUGAUAAAGAAGUUCUGAAACUACUAAAGGAUGGAGCUGAUCCCAAUACCUUGAUUUCCUCAGGAGGCUCUCUGCUCCACCUGUGUGCUCGACAUGACAACAUCUUUGCUGCAGAGAUUCUGAUCGAAAAGGGAGUAAACGUGAAUCACCAGGAUGAAGACUUGUGGACCUCGUUACAUGUGGCAUGUGCUUGCGAUAAUCCCGAUUUUGUUCUGCUCCUCAUGCCGGCUGGAAUUAAUGUUUUACUCCAAGAUGUUAAUGGAAAUAUUGCAUUGGAUUAUGCAAUGGAUGGCACGGAAACAAGUUUCAUCCUUCUUGGACAUCUGGAAGAUAAUGGUGUUGAUGUAAACUCCUUACUGCAGAUAAAGAUGCAGCGGCCUUCAAAGAUGUUGGAAGAUGUUAGGAAUCUUGUGGCAUGCAAAGGAAAUGUUGAUCAAAAGAAUGAUGAAGGAGUCACUUUGCUACACAUGGCAUGUGCUAGUGGCUAUAUGGAUGUAUCCACUGUACUUCUGGGGAACAGAGCUGACCCGGAUGUCUAUGAUAACUGCUUCUGGACACCGCUUCAUCUAGCUGCAAAGUAUGGACAGAUUGCUAUCGUAAAGUUGCUUUUGAUACAUCAUGCAAAUCCCAAUCUUCUCAACUGUAAUGCGGAAAGACCCUCAGAUGUGGCCACAGCUGAGUAUCUCGAAGAAAUGUUACUGAAAGCAGAAGAAGACUGGAAGGAAAUGGGAAGACAAUGCACAGCUUGCCUUAAUACUGAAAUCAACGAGGAAGCAAACCAAGAACAUAAUUACAGCACUCCUAUUCCAAUGAAACAAAUCACCCCUCUCGCCCUGCCGAUAGCCAAACAGGACAGCAUGUUGGAAAAAGAUACGUUAUUUAAAGCUGCCUCGAGGAGCUUGUGCAAACAGAAUUCACAAGAGAGACACUGCGCCAAUGUUACGAUGAACGGCACUUGUGGAGUUGAACAGGUGAAGCUGGUUCCUCCUGCUCCAAAUGAUGAUCUGUCCACCUUGAGUGAAUUGACAGAUAGAAGUCUCCUCUAUGAAAUUCAGAAGCGGUUCAGCAAUAAUCAGAUAUAUACACACAUCGGACAUAUUUUGCUGCUGGUAAAUCCAUAUAAGGACCUCCCAAUCUAUUCGACUAUCGUCACUCAGAUUUACCGGAGUAGUACAGGAAAAUUAUGUUCUUCACUGCCCCCCCAUAUAUUCUCAUGCACUGAAAGAGCCCUUCAUGUUAUGUGGCAGGAACAAAAGUCACAGUGCUUCAUCCUAAGUGGCGAGAGUGGAUCAGGGAAGACAGAAGUCUGCAAACACAUUGUAAAGCAUCUGGCACGUCGAGCUGCAGCGACUGAGUGUAUGUUUGAAACAAAGUUUAACCAUGUCAACUGUGUGCUGGAAUCCUUUGGCCAUGCAAAAACCACAUUGAACUUGUCCUCCAGCCGGUAUAUGAAAUGGCUAGAAGUGCAAUUCAACGAAAACAAUAGGACUUUAUCUGGAGCUAGAGUCCACGCCUACUGCUUAGAGAAGUCUCGUCUUGUCUCCCGACCACCAAACCAGUGCAAUUUUAAUAUUUUCUACCAGAUGACUGAUGGCCUGUCAACUGAGGGAAAGUGUGCUUCGUACCUCAGCAAUCCUUUUGCACACAGAUACAUGAACCAAGAUGGACAAGAACCAACAGCAUCCGAGGUAGCAAUAAACACAGACAAGUUUUUUGCUGUGAAGCAAGCCUUGCGCACUCUGGGUUUCAGCAAUCUGGAAAUUGAUAGCCUGUUUCUGAUUCUAUCUGCAAUCUUGCUACUGGGGGACAUCCAGUUUUUGACUCUUACAGAUACUGAAACAGCAUGUGUGUCAGAUGUGCAAUUAUUAGAACAAGUGGCUGGUAUUCUGCAAGUGUCACCUGAUGAGUUCAAUUCAGCUUUAACCUCUGAUAUUCACUAUUCUAAAGGAGAUGUGAUUUUCAGGAGGCACACAGUUGAUGUGGCAAAUUUUUACCGAGACCUUCUGGCAAAGACACUUUAUGGUCGUUUAUUUCACUUCUUGGUGGACCAUAUUAAUUACUACCUCCAAAAUCACAAUAAUAUGGCAAGCAAAUCAACUCUUAACGUUGGGAUAUUGGACACAUUUGGCUUUGAAGAUUUCCAGAAGAAUGGUUAUGAACAGCUUUGUAUUAACAUAACUAAUGAGAAGAUCCAUCAGUACGUACAUGAAACACUUUUUCAACAGCAGCAAAUGGAAAAUAUUCAAGAAGGUACCACUCUGGAACAGGCAAACUUUCUGGACAACCAAAAUGCAAUCUUGGACUUCUUUUUUCAGAAACCUGGUGGCUUACUAUCAAUACUUGAUGAAGAAGGUGAAACUCUUCGAUCAACAGAACAAAGCCUCAGAAAAUGUCUGCAAAUCUAUUUAGAGUCAGCUCAGCCCAACACUGUGUACAAAUCCACAAAGGGUGGAAAUGAAACCAACCCAUCAAAAGAUCAAGCUUUAGCCUUCACAGUCAUGCAUUAUGCAGGGCGGGUAACAUAUAAUUUAACAGGAGCUGCUGAAAAGAACAAAACGUCACUUUCACAAAACCUCCUAAUUGUUAUGAAAGCCAGUGAAAAUGUCCUUAUUCACCAAAUCUUUCAGAGAAAAAGAUCCCAAACUGCUUCUCUAAUACCCUCUCAAGAUCGCAUGAGUUUCAGAGGACCCAAAACAGUGCUGUUGUCUCAGAAUGUGUGCUUUACAUCUCGAACCAAAGGAUUAAAGAAGUUCCUGGAGAUUAACAGCAAGUUCCUGAAGAAGAAGAGAGCAACAACAUUCUUCCCCUGUCUUGAUCACGAUGGGUCCAUAACUUUGGCUGCUCAGCUCAGGAGCUCGAUUUGUGAUAUAAUGGGAGAACUCAAGAAUUCAACACCUCAUUUAGUAUACUGUAUCAAGCCCAACACAUCAGCACAGGCAGACGUAUUUGAUGACUUCUACGUCUCGGCUCAGUUACAGUAUAUUGGUGUUCUGGAGAUAGUGAAGCUGAUUCGUCAUGGAUACCCUGUACGACUAUCUUUCUCCAACUUUCUCGCAAGAUACAAGACUCUGGCUGAAAUAAGCGCAGGGGUUAGAAAGGAGCUUUCUGCCGAGGACAAGUGUCAUCUUAUCCUUCAGCAGUGCAAGUUACAAGGCUGGCAGAUAAACCAGGGGGACGUGCUUAUGAAGUACUGGCAAGCAGAUCACCUUAAUGAUCAGUGCCUUCUCUUGCAGAAGAAAAUUGUCAUCUGCCAAAAAGUUGUCAGAGAAUUUCUAGCCCGCCAGAAAUUGGUGCAGAGGAUGAGCAUCAAGCGAGAGGUCAACUCCAUUGAAAGGUUUUUGCAGCUUGUGGAAGAUAUGGGGCUGAAGGCGUACGAUUCCUUGGUCAUUCAGAACGCGACUGACAUUGCACGCGAAAACGACAGGAUCAGAAAUGAACUCAACACAGUUUACAUGAGGGAAAAGUUAGAGGCACGACACAGCGAUGAGCCUGCCACAAUACGCCUCUUGGGGUGCCGAGCACUGAAGCAUUUCCUCUCCAGCUCGGUGCCGAUACCUACUCUUGCCGAUGGGUUGGCACAUUCUGUGAUUGGAUCAUCUAUCAGAUCACCCUCCCUUCACUCAGUAUUCACUAUGGAUGAUAGCAGUGGCCUGCAGUCACCACGGAAACAACCUCCUCCCAAGCCAAAGAGGGACCCCAAUACGCGGCUGAGUGCUUCAUAUGAGGCUGUGACUGCAUGCAUAUCGCCGGCUUCUAAAGAAGCACCAAAUGAAGUUCUGACAAAACCAAGACCGCACAGUGAUGACUACAGCACAAUGAAAAAAAUUCCACCACCAAAGCCGAAAAGGAGCCCCAACACCAGACUGACUGGUUCCUAUGAAGAGAUUUACGUAAGGAAGCCACCUUCACUUAAGUUCACAUGCUCGAUGUCUAAAGCAGUUCCGAGCACUGGAAUUAUUCAACGUGCCGCAUCUGCUGACGGGCCGCAAUACGGCACGCUGAGUCUCCAUCUGUUGCACAAUGAGGACGUUGAGCCGGUUUAUAUCGAAAUGGGGGGAGCAGCGGGCAAUUACCUGGUCGAGAUGGAGAGUCCCGAUCAAGGAGAGUCUGUUUACGAAGAGAUGAAGUACUGUCUACUGGAAGACAGUCCCUGCUCUUCCUACUUCUUCGACCAUGAGGCGUGUCCUCCACCCGGUUUUGAACGAAAAACGCCAACGCUGCCCGACGAUGUUAGAGCAAGCAGCCCUCCCGUGGUCGGCUGCAAAAUGUUAGGGUGUGACAUUCCGCCACCCUUUCCCAACCUCCUUCCCCACAGACCCCCACUGCUGGUAUUCCCCCCAACGCCAGUGCAGUGCUCCCCUGCCUCCGAUGAGUCCCCACUCACACCGCUUGAGGUGAAGAGGAUACCAGUGCUGGAGACCAACCUGACUUACCCCAUGCCAGCCGAUGAAAUAUCGCCCACAUCGCCACAGUUUCCAAGCCAUCAAAUGGGUGAAGAUGGGCCGCCAGCAUCUCCUGACCUGGGUGUGUUCAGUGUAUCAGGAAAGAUGUCAUCGCCCCCAAUCACUCCUUCUCUCCCACUAAUUCCAACUCCACCCUAUAAGCCUACUUCACACUUUAUUUUCCCACCGGACAUUCCCACAUCUUGUUUUGGAAGUUCAGGAAAAUUAUCGUCAAACGCGGAUGUUCCCAAAUUAUCACAGAAACCCAAUCCAUUGCCGGGAAGAGCUUCACCUACAAACUCUAUGAGAUUACCCUCCUCACCAGUAAAAAGUUGCUGGACAGAAACUGGGAAGAACCUCUCCUCCUCCACGGGGAACGUAUCACUACUCUCCCACUCGUCCACUGUUUCCAGACCUAUCACCAGCCCACUGGACGAGUUAAGCAAUCUUUUCAGCUCAGGACGAAGUCUUCUGCGAAAAUCAGCAACGGGAAGAAAGAUACGGGAGCAAAGCGGUGUGUGCGGUGAAAGGAACUGUAGCCCGUCUAACAGAGAAGAAACCUGUGGACCAAGAGAUAUAUCAGAGAUGCAAGAUAACAAUGCGAACAACCCUGUGACCAGGCUGUCUCCUGCAAUGACAGCAGCUCCAUCUGUUGAGAAUGAGAAUCAACUCCUGAAUGGUAAUUUGUAUUUCACGUAUCAGUGAGCUGUUACAACUGUGCAUGUAGCGAAUAUCUGUCAAAUGAAGCCAUGGUCCAAAAAGAAACGAUUGGCAGACUGUUUUUCCACAAGAUCUGAAGAACCACAAAAGCAUUGAGCAAUACCAUAUCUCGGAGCAGCUAGAAAAAAGCCACAUUCUACCCAAAACACUUGAGUGGGAACUCAGGACACAUGAAUUUCUAGUUAUCGGGAUUCCUCCAUAUAAUAAGUGGUAAAUCACAGAAUGAUCGGGACCAUGCUGCAAGAUUUUAACUGUUUGCUUAUUUAAAACAAUUGACAACUGACUUCUUUCAAACUUUUCAAGAAUUAAAUUUUUUGCAUUAUGUGAACAAGGACAAUAAAGGCUGUUGAAUGCCCUUCUAAAAAUGGAGAUUCUGUACAUUAUAAAGCAUAAACCCUGUUUACAGUCAAAUGUAUUCAUCUUAAUAGAUAGGAUCGUGUUCACUCAAUGCUCUUCAUUUGAAAAUCUUCAUUGAAAAUAAUAUGUCAGGCAAUAGAUUUUAUAUCUGAACUGAACUGCCAUCAUUGUAUUUUCAAAUGACAAGAGUUGAUAUAAAAAAUAACUUGAAAAUUGUAAAUGAUUAAAUUCUGUGGAAAAUAUAAUGACACAAUAUGCUUGCAAGUUCAGUCGGGACAUGUAGAAUUUGAAAAGUUCUGAUCUGAUUUCGCAAGCUUUGGUACAACUUUAAAAUGCUCAAAUGGUAUCAUCUUAGGAGUAACAGAAGGAAAUGCUACUCGAUAAUAAUGUUCAUCCCAGUUUACAGUAGUAUUUAUUUCAGG